Paecilomyces variotii is the source of this 852-nucleotide messenger RNA. RefSeq names its product 30S ribosomal protein S12. Gene Ontology annotation, cellular component: small ribosomal subunit; ribosome. The record is from RefSeq and is a predicted model, not a curated record. Gene Ontology annotation, biological process: translation. The transcript is spliced from 3 exons. The coding region runs from base 79 to 663 and encodes 194 amino acids. NCBI's taxonomy places the organism in Eukaryota, Fungi, Ascomycota, Eurotiomycetes, Eurotiales, Thermoascaceae. Gene Ontology annotation, molecular function: structural constituent of ribosome.
UCUAAAUUAUCGCGAAGGAGAUAGACAGCCCUCAUUCAGCCACGGCAAACCGGUACCGUCUCUGGUUAUUAGUUCAUAAUGCCGUCCCUACUCUCCUCAAUGCUGCUCCGCUCUCUGCGGACAGCCACUGCUCCUCGCCCCUUGGCAUUUCCCAUCUCCGGCUACAAACCCUCCUCGUCCAUUCUUCUCCGGACCUCGAAACCAUUCACUCCAGUUCUCCGCACGCCCUUCGCCGCUGCAGCAUGGUCAUCGGCGCGCUCAUUCUCCAGCACCCCUCGCGCACAAGCUACAUACAACCAGGUCCGAAAGGGAUGUCGUGUGCCGCAGCCCACGCGUAAGCGACGAUCGCCGGCGCUGCACAACCGGCCGGAGUUGAAGGGCGUGUGUCUCAAGACGGGCAUUACGAAGCCGAAGAAGCCUAAUUCGGGAGAGAGAAAGACUGCCAGAGUGAGAUUGAGUAGUGGACGUGUGAUUACGGCUUAUAUUCCUGGUGAAGGCCACAACGUCCAACAGCACAGUGUCGUCCUCGUCCGCGGUGGUAGAGCCCAGGAUUGUCCCGGAGUCAAGUACCAUCUUGUCCGAGGAGCAUUGGAUCUGGGCGGUGUCGGUAACCGGUUGACGAGUCGUUCCAAGUACGGAACCAAGAAGCCGAAGAAGGAUUAAAUGGCUGUUUCAAAAUCGAAUUAAAUACUACCGUGGCGCUGGAAUGAUUAAUUUCUCGGACGACACUGUCUGAAUUGUACUAUAUCUAUUUCGAUAUGAUGGGUUUUGUACGACAAUUCUACUACCUUAUCACCUUGCGUUAUGCACAAGAAAACUCUUUUGUUACCAUGGGAGAAAACAAAACCAGUG